CACUUUUCACAGGAGAGGGUCCCCAUUACCAGCUUGCCCAAGUAUGCUCAACCAGCAUUUGAAGGAUACGAGACCUUGAACAGAAUCCAGAGUCGACUGAGCAACACUGCACUUAACACUGAUGAGAAUCUGUUACUAUGUGCACCAACUGGGGCUGGUAAAACCAAUGUUGCAUUGUUGACCAUCUUGAGAGAAGUUGGCAAACACAUCAACCUUGAUGGAACCAUCAACUUAGAGGAAUUCAAAGCUAUCUAUGUGGCACCCAUGAAAUCUCUUGUACAGGAAAUGGUUGCCAAUUUCACCAAGAGGCUCAGCACAUAUGGUGUUACAGUCUCGGAAUUAACAGGAGACCACAACCUUAAUAAAGAACAGAUUAAUAGCACUCAAGUCAUUGUCUGUACCCCUGAGAAAUGGGACAUCAUCACACGCAAGGGAGGGGAGAGGACUUUCACUCAACUUGUCCGUCUGAUUAUCAUCGAUGAAAUCCAUCUUCUUCACGAUGACCGAGGGCCAGUGUUAGAGUCACUUGUUGCCCGUACCAUUCGGCAGAUUGAGACCACUCAAGAGCUGGUACGGCUGGUUGGGUUGAGUGCCACCUUACCAAAUUAUGAAGAUGUGGCAACGUUUAUGCGCGUGAAUCCUGCAAAGGGUCUCUUCUUCUUUGAUAACAGUUUUAGGCCUGUUCCAUUGGAGCAGCAGUAUAUUGGUAUUACAGAGAAGAAACCAAUGAAGAGAUUGCAGGUGAUGAAUGACAUUGUGUAUGAAAAAGUCAUUGAACAUGCUGGAAAGAACCAAGUGCUGAUUUUUGUACACUCAAGGAAAGAGACAAGUAAAACAGCGCGAGCCAUCAGAGACCUGUGUCUUGAGAGAGACACUUUGGGACAUUUCUUGAGGGAAGACUCUGCAAGUACUGAAGUGCUUAGAACUGAAGCUGAACAAGCUGUGAACCUGGAGCUGAAGGACCUGCUUCCUUACGGGUUUGCCAUUCAUCAUGCAGGUAUGACCAGAGUUGAUAGAACCCUGGUGGAAGAUCUCUUUGCUGACCGGCACAUCCAAGUGUUAGUUUCCACUGCAACAUUAGCCUGGGGUGUGAACUUGCCAGCACACACUGUGAUCAUUAAGGGAACUCAGAUCUACAAUCCCGAGAAGGGACGUUGGGUGGAGCUUGGUGCAUUGGAUGUGAUGCAGAUGUUGGGACGUGCUGGUCGGCCCCAAUAUGAUACGAAGGGGGAGGGCAUUUUGAUUACCAGCCAUGGCGAGCUCCAGUACUACCUCUCACUCAUGAACCAGCAGCUGCCCAUUGAAAGCCAGUUUAUCGGCAAACUAGCAGACAACCUUAAUGCUGAAAUUGUGCUUGGAACUGUGCAGAAUGCUAAGGAGGCUGUGCAUUGGCUAGGGUAUACCUACCUUUAUAUCAGAAUGCUGAGAAAUCCUUCGUUGUAUGGCAUAACUCAUGACGAGAUUGAAAAAGACCCCCUUCUUGAACAGCGAAGAGCAGAUCUGAUUCAUUCAGCAGCCACACAGCUAGACAAAAACAACCUAGUGAAAUAUGACAAGAAAUCUGGAAACUUCCAGGUUACAGAGCUGGGACGCAUUGCCAGUCAUUACUAUUGCACACAGGAAACCAUAGCAACCUACAACAGUCUGUUGAAACCCACUCUUAGCGAGAUUGAGUUGUUCAGAGUUUUCUCACUGUCAUCGGAGUUCAAGUAUAUCACAGUGAGAGAGGAAGAGAAGCUGGAACUCAACAAGUUGUUGGAGCGUGUUCCAAUUCCUGUCAAAGAGAGUAUUGAAGAACCAAGUGCAAAGGUUAAUGUGUUACUCCAAGCCUACAUUUCUCAUUUGAAGCUGGAAGGCUUUGCUUUGAUGUCUGAUAUGGUGUACGUCACACAGUCUUCUGGUCGACUGAUGAGAGCCAUCUUUGAGAUUGUGUUGAACCGUGGUUGGGCGCAACUGGCUGACAAGAGUGUGAACCUGUGCAAAAUGAUCGACAAGAGAAUGUGGCUUUCAAUGAGUCCGUUACGGCAGUUCAAGAAAAUUCCUAUGGAAGUCAUCAAGAGAAUCGAGAAGAAAGAAUUCCCCUGGGAGCGCUACUAUGACCUGGGACCCACCGAGAUUGGGGAGCUGGUGCACAUGCCCAAAAUGGGGAAAACGCUGUACAAGUUUGUACAUCAGUUGCCAAAGAUGGAACUAGCGACGCACAUUCAGCCAAUUACGAGAUCCACAUUAAGCGUGGAACUUGUGAUCACCCCUGACUUUCAGUGGGACGAGAAGAUUCAUGGAAACUCAGAGGCAAUGUGGAUUUUUGUGGAAGAUGUUGACAGUGAAAUCAUCUUGCAUCAUGAGUACUUUUUGCUGAAGAGCAAGUUUGCCUCCGAUGAACAUACACUGAAGUUCUUUGUGCCUGUAUUCGAGCCGCUGCCACCUCAGUAUUUCAUCAGGAUUGUGUCAGACAAGUGGCUUGGUUCUGAAACUCAGUUGCCAGUUUCCUUUCGUCAUUUGAUCCUGCCAGAAAAGAACCCCCCUCCCACUGAACUGCUUGAUCUUCAACCUUUGCCGGUGUCUGCUCUCAGAAAUCCAGCUUUUGAGAGUUUGUACAAAGACAAGUUCCCCUACUUUAACCCCAUACAGACUCAAGUUUUUAACACCAUGUACAACUCAGAUGAAAAUGUUCUUAUCGGCGCUCCCACUGGUAGUGGAAAGACCAUCUGUGCCGAGUUUGCUGUGCUGCGGCUUCUUCAGCAAUUACCAGAGUGCAGAUGUGUAUUCGUCACACCACUGCAGUCUCUGGCUGAUCAGGUGUAUGCUGACUGGCAGAGUAAAUUUGCACUUCAGCUCGGCAAGAACGUGGUCAAGUUGACGGGAGAAACUAGCGCCGAUCUCAAACUUCUCGCUAAGGGUAACGUGAUCGUUAGCACGCCAGAACAGUGGGAUGUGUUAUCACGUCGAUGGAAACAGAGAAAGAAUGUACAGAACGUUCAUUUGUUCAUCUUGGAUGAAGCUCAUUUGAUCGGUGGAGAAUCGGGGCCCGUCAUGGAAGUGAUCUGUUCUCGUAUGAGAUACAUCUCGUCACAAAUUGAGCGUAACAUCAGGAUUGUGGCGCUUAGUUCAUCUCUGGCAAAUGCUAAGGAUGUUUCUCAGUGGCUUGGUGUUGGUCCAACUGGCUUGUUCAAUUUUCAUCCUAAUGUAAGACCUGUGCCGCUUGAACUCCACAUACAGGGCUUUAACAUCACUCACACGGCAUCACGGUUGAUAGCCAUGACAAAACCUACCUACCAAUCAAUCGUGAAACAUUCUCCUAAGAAACCAGUUAUCGUUUUUGUGCCCUCAAGGAGACAGACCAAGCUUACUGCUCUGGAUUUGUUGACUUUCUCUGGCGCUGAAAACGAUGCACAGAGGUUCUUGCACUGUACCGAGGAAGAUCUUCAACCGUUUGUCAAGCGUUUAAACGACAAGACGUUGAAAGAGACAGUGGGUUACGGUGUGGCUUAUUUACACGAGGGUCUGUCUGAGGCUGAGACCAAGAUUGUGGAGCAACUGUUCAACUCGGGCGCCAUACAGGUGGUGGUUGUGUCACGCAAUCUCGCAUGGGCAGUUAACAUGAGUGCACAUCUGGUGAUCAUCAUGGACACACAGUUCUACGAAGGGAAAAUCCAUGCCUAUGUGGAUUACCCCAUCACAGACGUCUUACAGAUGAUUGGCAGAGCCAACAGACCAUUGCUAGAUGACUCGGGCAAAGCUGUCAUUCUUUGUCAAGCAUCGAAGAAAGAAUACUUCAAGAAAUUCCUUUAUGAACCUCUGCCUAUCGAGUCUCAUUUGGAUCACUGCCUUCACGAUCAUUUUAAUGCUGAAGUGGUGACGAAGACGAUCGAAAACAAGCAAGAUGCAGUGGAUUACUUAACAUGGACUUAUCUGUACCGCAGAAUGACACAGAACCCAAACUACUACAACUUACAAGGAGUAACUCAUCGACAUCUAUCUGAUCACAUGUCAGAUAUGGUGGAGAAUACGCUAAACGACCUGGAGCAGUCCAAGUGUUUGUCGAUCGAGGAGGAGAUGGAUGUAUCGCCGUUGAAUCUUGGAAUGAUCGCUGCCUACUACUACAUCAACUACACUACCAUCGAGCUGUUCAGCGUCUCUCUGAAUGCCAAAACCAAACUACGAGGCUUGAUUGAGAUCAUCUCAUCUGCGUAUGAGUACGAGAGACUUCCCAUCAGGCAUCACGAGGAUGCCACCUUAAAACAGCUUAUGAACCGUGUGCCACAUAAAGUGACGAAUCCUAAAUAUAACGAUCCACAUGUCAAGACCAACCUGCUUAUCCAAGCGCACAUGUCCCGGAUGCAGCUGUCGGCCGAGAUGCAGUCGGACACAGAGACUAUUCUGGGCAAGGCCAUGCGUCUUGUCCAAGCCUGUGUGGAUGUGUUGAGUAGCAAUGGAUGGCUUUCUCCUGCACUGGCCGCUAUGGAGCUCGCCCAAAUGGUCACACAGGCCAUGUGGAGCAAAGAUUCCUAUCUGAAACAGAUUCCUCAUUUCAACCCAGAAAUUAUCAAACGAUGCGUGGACAAGGGAGUGGAGUCUGUGUUUGACAUCAUGGACUUGGAAGAUGAGGAAAGAAACAAACUACUGAGGCUGGAUGACAGUCAGAUGCAGGAUGUGGCCAGGUUUUGUAAUCGUUAUCCCAACAUAGAAUUGUCAUUUGAGGUUCAUGACAAGGACAACAUCACAGCGGGCGCUCCUGUGAAUGUUAUUGUGGACCUUGACCGAGAAGAUGAGCAACCUGGCCCGGUCAUUGCACCGUUCUUUCCUCAGAAGCGGGAGGAGGGCUGGUGGCUAGUUGUUGGCGACACGAAAAACAAUGGGUUGAUUUCCAUCAAGCGUUUAACGCUCCAACAGAAGGCCAAAGUGAAGCUGGACUUUGUAGCUCCAAGCUCGCCUGGGAACUACUCGUACACGCUGUUCUUUAUGUGCGACACGUACAUGGGAUGCGAUCAGGAAUAUCCGUUCAAGAUUAACGUGGGAGAGGCUGUCAGUGGAGACGAGGACAGCGGAGACAGUGAUGCUGAGGAUUUUAGAAACGUCUUGAGACACUGUUGCCUCAUAUCGUUGAUUGUUGUUGAUGUUUGUCAUCAGGCCAUGCGUCUUGUCCAAGCCUGUGUGGAUGUGUUGAGUAGCAAUGGAUGGCUUUCUCCUGCACUGGCCGCUAUGGAGCUCGCCCAAAUGGUCACACAGGCCAUGUGGAGCAAAGAUUCCUAUCUGAAACAGAUUCCUCAUUUCAACCCAGAAAUUAUCAAACGAUGCGUGGACAAGGGAGUGGAGUCUGUGUUUGACAUCAUGGACUUGGAAGAUGAGGAAAGAAACAAACUACUGAGGCUGGAUGACAGUCAGAUGCAGGAUGUGGCCAGGUUUUGUAAUCGUUAUCCCAACAUAGAAUUGUCAUUUGAGGUUCAUGACAAGGACAACAUCACAGCGGGCGCUCCUGUGAAUGUUAUUGUGGACCUUGACCGAGAAGAUGAGCAACCUGGCCCGGUCAUUGCACCGUUCUUUCCUCAGAAGCGGGAGGAGGGCUGGUGGCUAGUUGUUGGCGACACGAAAAACAAUGGGUUGAUUUCCAUCAAGCGUUUAACGCUCCAACAGAAGGCCAAAGUGAAGCUGGACUUUGUAGCUCCAAGCUCGCCUGGGAACUACUCGUACACGCUGUUCUUUAUGUGCGACACGUACAUGGGAUGCGAUCAGGAAUAUCCGUUCAAGAUUAACGUGGGAGAGGCUGUCAGUGGAGACGAGGACAGCGGAGACAGUGAUGCUGAGGAUUAGAGCUUAGGCUUGACAAAUGACCUAAGCGAUGUUUAGUAUCAGGGACCCGACGAUUUCCGUCGAGUUUCCGAUGUGUACGUUUUUGCGUGACAACCAGAAUUCGGGUGACGCAAUCCAUUUCCCCUGAUGGUAUUCAUGUUUGUAAAGGUUCAAGGAUGUCUACGAAAAGCAGAGUUUGGCUCUACGCUGCCACUGUACAUAUUUCGUCUUGCAGCUGUAACUUUAAAAGUAGAAAUCGUGCCAUUCCGUGUACUUUGUGUUCAGCAACGAAUUGUGUCAAGAUACUUCGGAACUAAUGUAGAAUGAUUGCAGGAUUUCAAAACCCAUCGCAAACGUUUUAGAAAGAAACGGUUACAACCCCUCCCACCCGUCUCUUGUUGAAACACACAUCACCCCACUUGACCCCAAGCAAUAACGGCCAGUGCAGGCAAACCUGCAGUCAAUAUUCCCCUCACUUCUUUGUUACAUCAUUUAUAGAUCUGUAAAGUUUGCCUGUAGAUUUUAAGAGUGCAUAAAAAUGGAAAAACCUUUUUACAGACUUCA
Molecule: messenger RNA, 6354 nt
Organism: Orbicella faveolata
Lineage: Eukaryota; Metazoa; Cnidaria; Anthozoa; Scleractinia; Merulinidae
Product: U5 small nuclear ribonucleoprotein 200 kDa helicase-like
Biological process (GO): resolution of meiotic recombination intermediates
Cellular component (GO): nucleus
Molecular function (GO): ATP binding; ATP hydrolysis activity; nucleic acid binding
Source: RefSeq, a predicted model, not a curated record